Messenger RNA from Rhodotorula graminis WP1, 1788 nucleotides. RefSeq lists its product as uncharacterized. The transcript has 6 exons. Gene Ontology annotation, cellular component: serine palmitoyltransferase complex. The record is from RefSeq and is a predicted model, not a curated record. Gene Ontology annotation, biological process: sphingosine biosynthetic process; ceramide biosynthetic process. Lineage: Eukaryota; Fungi; Basidiomycota; Microbotryomycetes; Sporidiobolales; Sporidiobolaceae. The coding region runs from base 1 to 1788 and encodes 595 amino acids. Gene Ontology annotation, molecular function: serine C-palmitoyltransferase activity; pyridoxal phosphate binding.
AUGCCGACCCCGAGCAGCAUCUCUGCGACCCGGCUCCCGACCACGUCGUUCGACGUCGACUUUGUGCCCAACCCGGAGGACCCGUACUCGCUGCGCCACUCCGAGUACGGCCACGACGUCGACCCGGCGCACCGCACCGUCUCGCGGCACACGCCCGGCACGAGCCUGCGCGCCAGUGACGAGGAGCCGAGCGUCUGGGUCUACCUGCACACGUACUUGUCCUACGCCCUCCUGUUCGUCAUGGGCCACAUCCGCGACUUUAUCGGCAAGCGCCUGUUCCCGGCGUCGUACUCGCACCUGCGCCCCAGCAACGGCUACGCGCCCCUGUUCUCCGACUUUGACUCGUUCUACACGCGCCGCCUCAAGCUCCGCCUUGAGGACUGCUUUGCGCGCCCGGUCACGGGCGUCGCCGCGCGCACCGCCAUCUGCCUCGACCGCACGCCGACCAACCACUUCCACGACUUUGUCUUUACGGGCGAGACGACCCAGGCGCUCAACGUCUCGUCGUACAACUACCUCGGGUUUGCCCAGUCGCGAGGCCCGUGCGCCGACGAGGCCGAGAUGAUUGUGCGCGAGAUGGGCGUCUCGCUCCACGGCGCGCGCAACGACGUCGGCACGAGCGCGCUCCACAUCCAGUCGGAGCGCCUCGUCGCCGAGUUCCUCGGCGUCGAGGACUCGAUGAUCGUCUCGAUGGGGUUCGCGACCAACUCGACGACGCUCCCGGCCCUCAUGUGCAAAGGGUGCCUCAUCAUCUCGGACGAGCUCAACCACUCGUCGAUCCGGUUCGGCGCGCGCCUGUCGGGCGCCAUGGUGCGCCAGUACAAGCACAACGACAUGGACGACCUCGAGAACCUCUUGCGCGAGUGCAUCUCGCAGGGCCAGCCCCGCACCCACCGCCCGUGGAAAAAGAUCCUCCUCAUUGUCGAGGGCCUGUACUCGAUGGAGGGCACGCUUGUCGACCUGCCGCGCAUCCUCGAGCUCAAGGACAUCUACAAGUUCUACCUGUACGUCGACGAGGCGCACUCGGUUGGCGCGCUCGGUCCUCGCGGCCGCGGCGUGUGCGACUACUUUGGCCUCGACCCGCGCAAGGUCGACAUCCUCAUGGGCACCUUCACCAAGUCGUUCGGCGCCUCGGGCGGCUACAUCGCCGGCUCGCACGAGCUCAUCUCGGCGCUGCGCCUGUCGUCGCACGCCCAGAACUACGCCGAGGCCAUGUCGCCGCCUAUCCUCGCCCAGAUCGUCACGUCGAUGGGCAGCAUCAUGGGCCCGUCGGCCGUCGCCAUCGUGCCCGCCCUCAGCAAGCUCCCGGCGUACGUGAUGGACGGUACGGACGGCCAGGACCGCCUUAGGCGCCUUGCCUUCAAUGCCCGGUACCUAAGCAAUGGACUCCGCCGGCUGGGGUUCAUUGUUUAUGGGCACCAAGAUUCCCCGAUCGUGCCCACCCUCCUGUUCGCGCCCGCCAAGAUGGGCCUCUUCUCCAGGCUCAGCGAGUCCCCCUUUCUCUCUCACACUCGGCACAAGAUCGUCGUCGUCGUCGUCGCGUACCCUGCCACGCCGCUCGUCUCGUCGCGCGUGCGUUUCUGCAUCUCGGCGGCCCACACCAAGUCGGACCUCGACCGCAUCCUGCGCGCGACCGACGAGAUUGGCGACAUCCUCGGCCUCAAGUUCUCGCCGCGCAAGGAGCGGUGCACGGUCGACGAGGCGAUCCGCACCGGCGUCGAGGUCGUGCGCGAGACCGAGCGCCGGUACGACGAGGCGGUUCAGCAGUUGCAGCUCACGGCCGAGUAG